AUGGAUUCAAUUGGGCCGGUGUCAGUAGGCUGACUGUGUGGGUUGAAAAGCUAACAGACACUCUGACCAGGGCCCAGCCUGGUCUGAGAUCACACACAGACCACUCAGUAAAAUGGGAAACUAAAUUUAAUUAAGGAGAAUAGACUAGAAGGGUUUGGGAUAACCCUAAAGCUAAUUUUCUAACCGAUACCCAAGGAUCUAAUGUCUCUUCACUGGGAUUCUUCAGAAUGGUUUUUCUACACUAAUCCUCUCCCCUCUUUCUAAAAAUCCCAGUCCCUGUUCUUGAUAAGCUACAACUAACCCCCCAGGUAUUAGGGUACUGGUCUGUGUAAGCCUGAUAGGGCCCAGGGAAGGUCCUGGAUCCACAAUCUCUGCUGACAGUUGGUCAGAAUCACCAGGUUCUACUCCGAUGAAAGAGCACACAAGACAGCACGCAGGACAGGAACAAGGAUGGAAUCAGCCACUAGGGAAAAGCAGCCACACUCUCCAGUAAAUGUAUAUUGUGAUGAAAAUCAAUUUAUAGUCUCUGUGGGGAAAGAUCUUCUUAACAAUGGCAUGGCCUUGAAAAAGUAUCAGGUGACGCUGGGAGAGAAUUGUGAAGUAACCCAGAGCAGACCAGAUUUCUUGUGCCUGUCCUACACAGUCUCAGAUUGUGGAAUACAACGAACGGUUGUACAGGAUAUCAUUAUGUUCCACAGUACUGUGAAGAUUUCUUUCAUUUAUUAUUUUUAUGAUGGCACAGCUAAAAUACCCAUAUCAUGCAGUAUUUGGGAAAGUAAUUAUACAAUGAUCCCUCAACUCUCAUCAUUAAUGUUAGAAACACAGAAUGAAACAAACAAAGCUCAGGACUCUGGUCCAACUACCUCAAGGGCUCAGCAAAAUGUUGGCCUGAGCUAGUAGGGACGGGACCAUCAGAUCCACAAAACCCAACUCCAAGAGCAGCCUGAAACUUCCCUGUUUUGUGACUGACUCUUCUCUGCUCUGGGAAUAUGGGAACAGUGCUUUGCAACAAGUUUCUUCCCUUGAAAGCUGCUUCAGAGUUCCCAUGGUCCCUGGUCAAGGGCCAAUGGCAUCACUUACCAAAAACCCUUGGGAAAUUGUGCAAACGCCUGAUGAUGCUCUAUGAAACUCUUUGUAUAGUUUAUUUAAAAGAGCAUUGAUUUGGGGGAAAAAGCCAUCCUGUCCCUUUUAUGGCCCAUGGUUAGAGAAGGGGCCAUCUUUGUCUUUUCUGGAAAAGAUAUCCAUUGUGUGUCUUUAGUUUUACAAUCUUAGGCUCAGAAUCACAGGGUCUAGGGCAGCACGGAAUAGAAUUGACCAUUGAGAAAUCCUUGAGUAAGGCUCAAGAAUACCCCUACUCAAAGUAUGACUUGAAUUUAGACUCCAGCCCCACUGCCCCCAAGACUGGGAAAAGACAACUUUGCAAGCAUUCAGGCUAUUAAGACAAAUAAAAUUGGUCCCAAAGCCA
This is a messenger RNA of Monodelphis domestica (gray short-tailed opossum), 1465 nucleotides long. RefSeq names its product placenta-specific protein 1-like. The record is from RefSeq and is a predicted model, not a curated record. NCBI's taxonomy places the organism in Eukaryota, Metazoa, Chordata, Mammalia, Didelphimorphia, Didelphidae.